This is a messenger RNA of Phytophthora nicotianae INRA-310, 1722 nucleotides long. RefSeq lists its product as hypothetical. The transcript has a single exon. NCBI's taxonomy places the organism in Eukaryota, Oomycota, Peronosporomycetes, Peronosporales, Peronosporaceae. The record is from RefSeq and is a predicted model, not a curated record. Bases 1 to 1722 code for a protein of 573 amino acids.
AUGCCGCCCAAGAAGGCGCUGCGUCCGCUGCCGUCGUCCGAGCUGCACGAGCCGUACGAGAGAUACCUGUACGGGGACCUGCGUCACGAGCUGUCCGUGCGCCACAUCCGCAUUCCCCGCUCCGGCCAUUGCCUCAACACCCGCGUGGGCUUCAUUCAGCUUCUGCGCGACUGGGACGAGGCGCAGACGCAGACCCCUGAGACUCCAAGGCGGACGUCGCCUCGACGGACUCAGAAUAAGAAUCAGACUCAGAUGACCUCCACUCGUGUCAUCCGUGCGCGUCGCGGCUGCCGCUUCCGCCUCAUCAACGUGCUGCUGAGUCCGGACUUUAACCGGCGCUGGAACGAAAUGGUCACGCGCGGCGGUAAAAUGGAGGUAAACCGUCUGUGGUUGGACGUCCACGCCGCCUUCAUGGCGCAGAACUCGGUGCUGGACGCGCUGCACUUCCAGGACGCGCUCUUUGUCAACGUCACGCCCAACGUGAUCCUCGGGCACUCGGCCGCGCGUCUGCUGCAGAUGUGGAUCGAGAUCGUCGCCAUGUACCGCAACGCCGUGGCGCAGGCCAAAGAGGCGGCAUCACACAACGACAAUGUGCACUCGUUCUUCGACUUUUGCGCCGGCAGACUGGACCUAUUGUACCUGCACAUGGCGAUGCUGCUCGAGCCCAAGCUCUACGAGUUCGUCAUGGGUGGCAAACUCUCGGCUGCUGAGCCUUUUAGCAAGAGCAAAACGAAGACCAAAACUGUGGCGGCUGUAGAGUCUGUGCCAGCUACUGCUGCUGAGAGUAAACCAGGUGCAGCGAUCAAGGCGACAGCAGCGAAAGCCAAAGCUGCGACUCCUGUUCAGGCCAUAGCGGAGACCAUAGCUCCAACACCUACCUCAACGAAAGUAGCGGUAACGACUCCUCCGAAUGAGUCCAAACUAUCGGGACUGCUUACACAGAAUCCAGAGAUGAAAGAACCUCUCUCGCCCGCCAUCGCCAAGAGCCCAGCGACGACGAAAACGGCUGCAGUAAAAGCCAACAAGUCGAGUAUUAAACCCAAAGCUAAGCAAGCAAAGCCAGCGGCCUCGCCUCUGAAGCCAGCCGCUCAGAAGAAGGAUCACAAAGCUGGCGGCAAAGGCAAGGCACCGGCCACUGCUGCUUCGUUUGCUAAAGAAACCAAACCAAAGGCGCCGGCCUCUGCUGCCACGGCGAAAGACACAAAGCCAAAGGCGAUGGUCUCUGUUGCCUCCGCUAAAGAAACCAAGCCAAAGGCGUCGCCGUCCAAGCAGAAGCAGCCAGCUUCGCCCGCUAAGCCGAAAGUAGCCAGCAAACCUGUCAUCAAAAAGUCUUCGGGUGGUGAUAAACCUGCCCACACGACAGCACAUGGGAAGCGGCCACGUGAAGAGGAGGACACGUCGAUUGUUGAGGUUCCGACCGUGAGCGACAUCGUUCCUCACUCUGGUAAUAAACGAGUCCACACGACGACAACAACAAUCUCUACAGCUCUAGCAACACGGUCGACAGACAUGAUGCUGCCUCCAGAUGAGUGGGAUAUCCUGGAGAGCCGACUGCGAAAGGUGAAUGAGAACAUCGAUCGCUGCCACUGUGGACUGUCAAGUGUCGAGGGGAACGUCAGUGAUAGCUACAAGCAAUCGUUGGAGGCCGAUCUACGGUUCUACUCCGCUAUCAAGCAGCGACUGCAGGAACAGCUACUAGUGGUGAUGCAGAGCGGCUACUAG